This is a messenger RNA of Cucumis melo (muskmelon), 1020 nucleotides long. Its product is annotated as glycine-rich protein DOT1-like. The transcript is spliced from 2 exons. The record is from RefSeq and is a predicted model, not a curated record. Lineage: Eukaryota; Viridiplantae; Streptophyta; Magnoliopsida; Cucurbitales; Cucurbitaceae. The coding region runs from base 503 to 778 and encodes 91 amino acids.
CGAAAAUAUAUGUUAGAAUCAGUUGAGUUAUACAUGAAUGGGGUGCCAACAAACAAAGUUUGCACAGGCUGGGCCAUGUUAAUUUCAGCCUCUUUGAGCUAAAGCCCAUGUUCUCUCUCUCUUUUUGAGCAGACAGCAUCCAUUUCUAUUUACUCCAUCUUUCUCCCUUUUUAUAAACAGCACAGAUUCCUUCUUUAUUUCUUCCCCCAUUCCUAUUUCCAUUUGAUUCAUUUAAACCUUCUAUUUGUAAUGAGCAGCGAUAGCAAUAAACCCAUCUUCACACUUGUUUCGACGCCAUCACUAUGAAACACUCAAAACCAACAUCAUUCACAAACAAGAAGCAAGCCUAUGGACAAGAAUUACUCAAAUUGGGCACAGGCUGUGGCCACUGCUUGGUGUUUCAUGAUGUUGUUAGGCCUUUUGUGUUGUUGUCUAAGCACCAAUCCUCGCCACCACCACGACUCCUCCGCCGCUAAUUCUAGCUGCACUUGCGACGGCGGUUAUGCAGAAGAAGAAAAAGAGCAAUAAUCAAACAGAUGGGCACAAAGGUGGCCGGAAAUUCAGACCGCCGAGAGGACACGGAGGGAGAGCGGCAGGUGGUGGUUCCGGCUCUGGAAAUGGUAAUUUGGCUGUUCUGACUGAUCAUGAUGGUGGUGUUGCCUUGGCGGCGACGACGCUUGGUUUUGCGGUUGCUGCAGCUGCGUUAGUUGAUGCUGGGGAACAUGGCGGAAGCUGUGGUGGUGGAGAGUGCGGCGGUGGUGGCUGUGGUGGUGGUUGAGAUUGUGCCGGUGCGGCCGUUCAUCGAGAUCAUCCUCAUAGCCUUCUUUUUAUUGGCAUAUAUAAUAUAUUAUCGAGUAUUUUGUAUAUAACAAGAAUGGUGUAAUUAUUAUUACUUUAAUAUCUUGAUGUUCAACCCAAAUUUUUCUCACAAAUUAAAAAAUUAACUAAAUGAAUGUGGUUGGACAACAAAUUAUGUAUUAAGAAAAGGUAAAGAUCCGAAUUAUAAACUCAUUUUAUCAA